GAAUUGCUGCAGCUCAAAGCAUACCCGCACUUCAUGGAGAAGGGAAACAAGAACGAGUACAAAAGCCGCAAGGUCUUGGGCCGAAUUUACGACAGAGUUUGCGACAUGCGCCAUCCCCGAGUGAAGGACAUGUCUGUGACGGUGUAUCCAGUUCGCCUACAACCAAUUCAUGAACAUCAAAUCAUGCGCUCGGCAGAUCCAGACCUACUGAUUCCGCACAGAGACGACUUCAAGGUACACCUGGCUUACACUCUUGCCAGUCUUACUGUCUGA
Sphaeroforma arctica JP610 is the source of this 273-nucleotide messenger RNA. RefSeq lists its product as hypothetical. The record is from RefSeq and is a predicted model, not a curated record. The transcript has 2 exons. The annotation marks the transcript as partial. Lineage: Eukaryota; Ichthyosporea; Ichthyophonida.